AUGCUAAGGGUGUUGACUAGAAGCUUGCCAAGACUUACAUAUUCUACAGCUAAGGGUGUGCUGGUACGUGGCCCCUUGUUGCACUCGUUUUCUACAAGUAGGAGGUUUAAUAACAGUAUCACUGAAGAUGAGGCCAAGAUCGUCUUAAAAGACAAGAGUAGACCUUUAAGAAUUGACAGAGAACUGCCUGACCCAGGGAAGGAGAGGAAAAAGCAAAUACUAGGGUUCCUGGUGUUUUCUGUGGCCAUUGGAUCUGCACUAUCAUUAAUCUUCAACUAUGAAAAGACGGAGUCCCCCAUCAUCUCCAAUACGCUGUACCACAUAAGACGGUCACCUGCAACUAGAGACAUACUGGGGGAAAGCAUAGAAUUUGAUGGUAUCAUUCCCUGGGUCUACGGUGAACUGAACUCUGUCAAGGGCAGAAUUAACAUCACCUUUUAUAUCAAGGGGGACAAAAACGUAACUGGAACUGUCAGGCUGGUUGCCGAUAGGAAUACUCGUGACGAAGAGUUCUUACUCCAUGAAUGGAGCGUUACUACCGCCGACAAGAAGAUUGAUUUACUGGCUGAAAACUCCAAGAGGCCAAUUUAA
This is a messenger RNA of Saccharomyces mikatae IFO 1815, 591 nucleotides long. It is a transcript of the gene COA1, whose product is annotated as Coa1p. Gene Ontology annotation, biological process: mitochondrial respiratory chain complex IV assembly. The transcript has a single exon. The record is from RefSeq and is a predicted model, not a curated record. Bases 1 to 591 code for a protein of 196 amino acids. NCBI's taxonomy places the organism in Eukaryota, Fungi, Ascomycota, Saccharomycetes, Saccharomycetales, Saccharomycetaceae. Gene Ontology annotation, cellular component: mitochondrial inner membrane.